CAUAUAGGACCCCUGACUUUGGAAUGUGGGAGAGAGGAAGCAAGUAUAACAAUGGAUCCAAUGAACUACAUGCAAGCUCAAUUGGAAUGGCAAAAGCAGCAUUGGAGGCGAUCAAUGGUUUCAACUUAUUUGGUGAACAAGGUGCAGCAUGGUCUGUUAUUUAUGUGGAUAUCGAUGCGCAUAACAGAAAUCGGACAAUUUUUGAUACAUUGCUUCCCAGGGAAUCUGCUUCCAAGCAUACAGAUGCCUCUCUCAUCCCAACCAUAAGUUGGCCAUGUUUUUCAAUCCACGAAGAAGCACUAAAACACCAAACACUUGAUAAAGCACACAGGAAGUUGAAAGGAAAAUAUGGCUACAAACGAUUCCUAAGGGAUGGAUAUAAGACAGUCCAUGAAGAUAAAAAUAGAAAAUAUUACCGCCCAGCAGAAAUCAAGAUGUUUGACUGCAUAGA
Owenia fusiformis is the source of this 451-nucleotide messenger RNA. The record is from the annotation of a GenBank genome assembly. Lineage: Eukaryota; Metazoa; Annelida; Polychaeta; Sabellida; Oweniidae.